AUGUCUCCUUCUGCCUUUGAUAGCGAACGUGUGACGGCGCUCGUGAAGAGCAUAGGCGAGCUACACAUUCCAGAAGCGGCGAAUCGAGUUGUGUGGGUGACCAUCGAUUAUGUCAGAUAUCUCAAGUCGGACCCAGAGCAGGACGAGAGUUGGACACCAGAGAGACAGCGCAGAGAGCGGGAUACCGCGAAUGAGUUCGUCGAGCUGGUGACCGAGCCGAACGCCUGGAAGCUUGCCAAGCAGGUCGCACCAGAGCUAGAAGUAGGAUGCGGCACAGACAAAGUCCCCCCACUGUUGGCCCAUGUGCUCAAGAACAUCAAGUCGAAGGCACCGCGGCGUCCAGACAACGCAUGGCCAACCAACGAUGGCAUACUGGAGUGGGAACAAGCUCUCCGAGCUUCCGUACUCGAGGAGCGUGUUCGAUUCGUCGCCGCCAUGGCCGGACAGGGCAGUGGUUCUCGUACAGACGAGAUGGUACAGACAUUGGAAAAAUCUCGACGGGCCAAAGAGACCUCCGGCGGUGCUACAAACAAUCAGAAGAAUACAGAUGAGUCAAAGUACUCGAAGGACACGCAGGAUUUGGAAGGUUCGGAGGACCUAGAGGAUCUGAAGGAAUUGGAAGAAUUGGAGGAUCUGAAAAACUCGGAGGAUCUGGAAGAUCUACAGAAAUUAAAGGAUUUCGAUGAGUGGGAAGAUAUGUAUGCAUAA
Messenger RNA from Exophiala spinifera, 708 nucleotides. RefSeq lists its product as uncharacterized. Lineage: Eukaryota; Fungi; Ascomycota; Eurotiomycetes; Chaetothyriales; Herpotrichiellaceae. The record is from RefSeq and is a predicted model, not a curated record. Bases 1 to 708 code for a protein of 235 amino acids. The transcript has 2 exons.